This is a messenger RNA of Acanthaster planci (crown-of-thorns starfish), 4450 nucleotides long. RefSeq names its product transcription cofactor vestigial-like protein 4. The record is from RefSeq and is a predicted model, not a curated record. Gene Ontology annotation, biological process: negative regulation of DNA-templated transcription. NCBI's taxonomy places the organism in Eukaryota, Metazoa, Echinodermata, Asteroidea, Valvatida, Acanthasteridae. Gene Ontology annotation, molecular function: transcription coactivator binding.
ACAUGGGUGUAUACAUGUACGUGUAUACUGUACAAUGCAUCACAAAAAGCUUUACCACAAACCAGGUGGCAGGUGCAAUCAUAGAACAACAGUGAAAAUUCCCCUACUAGUACAUGUACAUGUACGGUACUACAGAGCUAAAAUGAAGCUCUGUGGUAAGACCAAAACAUGUGUUGUCACUAUAGUGAAAUGCAUACUAUUGUACUAUGUACAUGGACUUGGUCUGCGCUGAUAUGUACUGGUACAUGUAGUAAGGUUCUCUAUAAAUGAGCUAGCUAACAACACAAAAAAAUGGAAAUCACAACCUCAAAGCCAAGUUUCACUUUUAGAAAAAUCUUUUCAUUAUUUUUCCCAUUAUUUCUUCAGCAGCUUGCAAUGAACAAAAUUCCCCCAGGGUUGACUGAAAACCCAGGCUAAUUGAUAUGCCUCACACACCCUAGGCUACAUAGCUGACAUUCCACAGAUACCAAUUUGCAUAGUUAUCCAAACAAGCCCCAGAGUAGGGUUGAUAGGGACCUCAUCAUUGGCUGGCACAAAUGGUUGGUGGUAUGUUUGCCGAGACUGGAUUGGUCAAGGUAGUUAGGUUGGUUUGGACAUGGUUGGGAGAAGCAUGCUCCAGGAGGAAAUGGAGGCUUUUAUUGCAUCAACAACCUGUAUGACCACAGAUUGGAUGGGUUAGUGAGGCAAGUGUGCACUGUACUUGGAGCAUACUUGAGGUUGAAUUGAAGGGUGGCUUGUCAUUUGCUGCCACAUGAUUUUUGGAGCCUGUCCUUGAUAAUUCAGCAGUUUGUCUCCUUGCAAGUUAAUAACAGGUUUAGAAUUCUCAGGCUAGCCUUGGAAGCUAAUAACUCUUUGGAAUCAUCUUGUCAACAUUGGUUCUUGGAUGUUUUUGCAAAGUCUGAGGAUGGAAACACUGACCUACACUCAGCUGUUGCCGUGUUUUGAUCCAAUGAGGCUGGCAUUUUAUGAAGGUAAUGCAGCACUACAUUCAGAAGAUCUUAGGUCAGAAGUCUCCAAGGAGCUACCAUCCCGCAUCAACAGACAAAGACGCAGCACAGAGAGAAGAGAACUCUCACAAGUUCUGAGGUUUGAUGACCUUCACAAUGUUGGCAACAGGUCAGCUGCAGCAACUAUGAUGGAUGAUACAGCAGCAGCAGUAUCUACAAGGUGUACAGGAACACAAACAGAAAUCACAACCAUGAGAUUAGAAGACCAUGAUGCAGGUGUUCCUGAUGUGAAUCCAGCACUCCCUACUCCAAGCUCUUCAUACCUCACCCCGUCUCCCACCCUUCUUCCCACCCCAUCUGGUAGUGGUAAGGAGACACAACAGGUCCGACCCUCUGUCAUCACCUGUGCUCCAUCACAGCCAAGAGAGGGCAGCAUCCGGGAAGGACUCUGUAACACAAAUAAUCCAAUGUAUGGGAAGACCAAUGGAUAUACAUCAUCUACAUCCACACAUUCGACGAAUUGCCAUCGCCGAGAAAUUUCACUAGGUGUUUGUGAUCCUGUGAUUGAGGAGCAUUUUCGGCGUAGUCUUGGUAAAGAUUACAAGGAGAACUAUGGGGCCUCAAAAUCAGCCAGUUCUACAGAGGGCGUUGUCACUAUGAUUACAGGGUCUGUAGAUGACCACUUUGCCAAAGCUCUAGGUGAUAAGUGGCCACAGAUUAAGAACGUAAUGGAACCAUCAAGUCAGUCACCCCCAUCCUCACCUCGACUCGUUCAUCCAACCUCAGUCAUGUCCACAUAACACGUGUUGUCAAAGUAGAGAUUCAAUUUUCCACUCUUUUGCACAAUGUAAGGUUGAUAUCAGCCAUGUCUGGAUUGUGCAAUUCCACAUCAUUUGCAUAGUAUAAUUAGUGAUUGGAAAUCUUACAAGAACUUCGUGUGGAUUUCUAUAGUUUUGGUCUAGACGUCAUGGGGCUCAUUAAUUGAAUGCCAUUAGGAAUGGCUUGAUUGCAUGGUAAAAAUCAAACAAAUUUUGAAUUUAAGAGGUAAAAACGUUUCCAAACCCUUGUCAAAGAAACCAAAAGGAAACUUCAAAGUUCUGUAAGAGUUACUUGCUGUUGGCAACACUCGGUUUCUAAAGACUAAAUAUACCUUAGUGCGGGCACAUAGCAAACAAUGCUAAGAUCACGACCAUUCUUCACAAGAAUUUUUGUUUGCCCGCAAAAUGGCCUGAGUAUGUCGCAUUAUCAAUUAUACCUGCCCUUUUCGUCUUGGUGCCCAAAUUAUGAAUCCAAGACUGAACUGAUGACAUUUACUGAAAUGGUUAUAAUGCAUUAGAGAUUUAAUAAGAUCUGAAAUUGCUACAUUAUUAUCUUAGUUACAAUGAUAUGGCCAUGUUGCAUACAGUGAAGCAUAAGAACAAACAUAUUUUGCCAAAAUCUUUUGGAAACUCAGAAUUCAGUAUGGUUGUGUUAACCAAGCUUACAUAUCGUUUUGCUUUGGGGCUUAAUAUAAGUGUAUCAGUAAUUUAUGACCCAACAAAAAUUAACAUAUUCUGAAAAUGUGUUUCUUUUGUAAGUGCACGAUGUAUGCAUGAAGCGGAGAUUUGGUGUAAAAAAGACAGCAUAGAUACAUUGUGAAGAUGCAAUGUAACAUAACAGUAUACACACACAUGGUACGUGUAGGCACAAAAUGGUGAAAGAUUUUCUUCUGCAUACAUGGGAGUGUACAACAUAAAGUCAAUACUUUUGUCAGUUCGCUUGAUUCUACAAGCAUGAGCAACCACACAUUAUUUUAGAUGUGAUCCCACUGUGAAUGUUCUGACUAGACUUUAUUGAAGUGCCCAUUCAGUGUAAUGAAGCCUUAUAUUGUCAGUCGGGUCUUUAAGUAUGUUAUAUUCAAUGUAACCUUGUGAGAAAACAAACCUUGACAAAUUAUGACCAAUUUCAAUGAAGAGAUAAUUACCCUUUUCCUUCACUAAAUAUAUAGGAAAUAAAUGAUUGUACAAUGUAUUUAUAUAUAUAUUUGAAUCCAAUGGUCGUAUCUGCGAUUGAUUUCAAAUCAGUGUUAGUUCCUUCAUGAUACCUCGCAUGUUUACUGAAAUGACCCUUCCAGAGUUUCUUCAAGAAUGCUCUGAAAUGUUUCCCAUCAACAAGUAACAAUUCUGAUGUAUCCUCUACUAAACUCGGUAGAUGUCUUCCCCUUUUUCAAAUCUUUUCCCAACCUUUUCUUCAGUCGCCCACAAAUUUAAGUAGCCUUUUGGCCAUGUAGUAGGCAAUAAAAUGUAUUAAAUAGGAAACCUUUGUUACAUUCAUAGUGAAUGUGUGAAAAAUAUAUGCACACAUUUCUGUAAAAAUUAGUGAUUAUUUUUGUAAAUAAAUUGAUUUAUUGUGUGGGAUUAUAAACAGGAAUAAGUUUGUUAGUUUUUUGGAUCAUGUGGAUAGUAAAAGUGAGUUAUUUCAAGAAUGUGUUUGUCAGUCAGAGCCUUUUGUAAAAUGCAGGGUCUAAGUAACUGGAUAAAGAAAAUCGUAAAGGAAAUGUGUACAUAAUAGUGAAAUAUUUAACGCAUUCCUAAAAUUCUUCAUUAUAAUUGAGAAACACUGUGAAAAUUCGUGUAGGCUUAUUAUGGGCAUGUCAAAUGAUUGCAUGUGUUUUGUCGAUCUUUAUUCAGCUAUGAUCUCUUUUUGUAAUGCCAAUGUUUCCUUUACUUUUAUUCUAAGGCUGCGAUACAUUCUACUGAAAGAAAGACCAAAUUAUCAUACCUACAUGUACGUACAUACAUGCAUUUUGCAUCAAUUGAAAUCAAUUACUUUUCAUUUGAAUUUAAAUCCAGAUGUAUUUAAAGAAGCAAGAUACUAAAGCCUUUGUCAUUAUUUAGAGGCUUACAAUAAGUGAAAGCAUUAGGCAGUAGAAAUCUAUUUCCAGAUUUUUGCUUCUUACAAAAGCAAUGUGAAAGUGCACACUUUAGGGCCGACACUUAAUUCAUUGGACUCUGCUACUGAAGUAACAGUGACAGCUACAAAUUCGCAGAGCAAUAAUUCAUAGUUUUAUAUUCCAUGUCAUGACACAGAAUCCAUUUAUGUUUCUGUAUAUAACUGUAAUUAUAUAUUGCAAAUGUGCAUUGUAUAUAUCAGUAUACAAUACAAAUAUUUUAUAUCUAACAAAUCUUUUCCAAAUAAUUUCGUAGGUGUUCUCUGUGAUGCAUUUUACAACUUAAAAUGGAAAUACUAAUGUAUAAUUUCAAAACCGAGAGAAACUGAUGAAAUCCAGGAAAAAAACCCACUUAUAUAGAAUCUCUAAGUGAUAUGCUUCAGUCAUUUUAUGAUGGAAAUGGUUAAUUAUUAGUGUAAUUUGUAAAUGAUAUAAAGUAUGCAUGUUAUACAUUUUUGUGAGAGCCAGUUAUUUUCUUAUGUAAAUAUUACUAAUGCAUAUCUAGUCCAGUUAAUAAGGCCCUGUCUUGAAAAUUAGCGAGAGAUAUUAAAUUUUCCAGUAAAUGUGAAUAGAA